CGUCAUGGCUGCCUCGGGGAAGCUCGGCACUUUCCGUCUGCCGCCGUUGCCCACCAUUCGGGAAAUCAUUAAGCUGUACCAACUGCGAGCGGCGAAGCAGCUCUCCCAGAACUUCCUCCUGGACUUGAGGCUGACAGGUGGACGGAUGUGCUGUCAGGGUGUCUCCGGGGCGUGGGCGGGUGCUCGGGUUCCCAAGGCCGGCCUGGCAGCCUGGGUCGCUGCGUUGUGAAGAGGGACCGCCCCGGGCUGGCAGGGGUCACGUGAGCCAGCAGCAUCCUUACCAUCAUCAUCAUCAUCAUCACCUUGUUUCCAGGGUGCAUCCCCCUUCGCUAGUCUCACACAUAACUCUUAUCUCGGGAUUGCAGCAGGAGGAUUGCCUCCAGCUUGGGGUCAGCUUGAGCUCCAGAGCAGCCUGACAGGACAAAAUUGUAAGGAAAGCAGGCAAUCUAACAGAUGUCUAUGUUUAUGAAGUGGGUCCCGGGCCCGGGGGAAUCACAAGAUCCAUUCUCAAUGCCGAUAUUGCCGAGCUUCUUGUGGUUGAAAAGGACACUCGAUUUAUUCCUGGAUUGCAGAUGCUCUCUGACGCAGCGCCUGGAAAGCUGAGGAUCGUUCAUGGAGACGUGCUGACGUUCAAGAUAGAAAAGGCUUUUCCAGAACACCUGAAAAGAAAAUGGGAAGAUGAUCCUCCAAAUGUACAUAUUAUUGGAAAUCUGCCUUUUAGUGUUUCAACUCCACUGAUCAUCAAAUGGCUUGAAAAAAUGUCUCUUCAAGACGGACCUUUUGCAUAUGGCAGAACUCCGAUGACUUUAACUUUUCAAAAGGAAGUGGCUGAGAGACUUGUAGCCACUACAGGAAGCAAACAGCGCAGUCGCCUGUCCAUCAUGGCUCAGUACCUCUGCAACGUGGAACACCUCUUUACGAUUCCAGGAAAAGCUUUUGUCCCCAAGCCAGAGGUGGAUGUCGGAGUGGUGCACUUCACGCCCUUGAUACAGCCCAGAAUAGAGCAGCCGUUCAAGCUGGUGGAAAAGGUCGUUCAGAACGUGUUUCAGUUCCGGAGGAAAUACUGCCAUCGGGGGCUUGGAAUGUUGUUCCCUGAAGCCCGGCGCCUGGAAAGCACUGGAAAGCUGUUACAGUUGGCAGACAUAGACCCUACCUUGCGGCCCACCCACCUUUCCCUCACACAUUUUAAGAGCCUCUGUGACGUGUACAGAAAAAUGUGUGAUGAAGACCCACAGCUGCUGACGUACAAUUUCAGAGAAGAGCUCAAGCAAAAGAAACACAAAAGCAGAAGCCAAGAGGACAGGGGCAGCGCAAGCCCUCGCCAGGCUGGGCGCCGCGGCCUGGAGGGCUGACCCGCGGUGUAGAAGGUCGCCCAUAGGUUCUUGUCUUUGCAGUGACCGUAAAAUACCAGAUGCCUUAGGUUCCUUUUACUGUACAGCUUGGUAGAGAAAAUAAAUAUCAAAUAAGAUACA
This is a messenger RNA of Jaculus jaculus (lesser Egyptian jerboa), 1472 nucleotides long. It is a transcript of the gene Tfb1m, whose product is annotated as transcription factor B1, mitochondrial. Gene Ontology annotation, molecular function: mitochondrial transcription factor activity; rRNA (adenine-N6,N6-)-dimethyltransferase activity. The coding region runs from base 573 to 1352 and encodes 259 amino acids. Gene Ontology annotation, cellular component: mitochondrial matrix. The record is from RefSeq and is a predicted model, not a curated record. Lineage: Eukaryota; Metazoa; Chordata; Mammalia; Rodentia; Dipodidae. The transcript has 7 exons. Gene Ontology annotation, biological process: rRNA methylation; transcription initiation at mitochondrial promoter.